Messenger RNA from Anolis carolinensis (green anole), 2527 nucleotides. It is a transcript of the gene rad51d, whose product is annotated as RAD51 paralog D. The transcript has 10 exons. Bases 148 to 1164 code for a protein of 338 amino acids. The record is from RefSeq and is a predicted model, not a curated record. Lineage: Eukaryota; Metazoa; Chordata; Lepidosauria; Squamata; Anolidae. Gene Ontology annotation, molecular function: ATP-dependent DNA damage sensor activity; four-way junction DNA binding; single-stranded DNA binding. Gene Ontology annotation, biological process: double-strand break repair via homologous recombination; reciprocal meiotic recombination; DNA strand invasion. Gene Ontology annotation, cellular component: replication fork; Rad51B-Rad51C-Rad51D-XRCC2 complex; centrosome.
GCCACAGCAACGCGUGGCCGGGCACAGCUAGUAUAAUAUAAGAUAGUAUAAUACCAUGUAAUAAUACUAUAUAACCAUGCUUUCUGACUCGGUUCCCGCGCCUGGCCAGGAGAGGGCGCCAAAGCUUCCUCUCUGUCCCUUCUAGGGAUGCAAGGAGGCCACAGAGAGGGAGCUGCAGCCUGGGAAAGCAGGAAAUACAUUUUAUUUUAUUUUCUCCAACUUUUUUCCUGCAAAGUGGUGGUGGACCUGGCCUCCUCGGACCUGGAGGCCUUGGCCCAGCGGUGCUCCCUGUCCUUCAAGGGCCUGUCCUCGUCCCGGCGCCUGCUCCUGGCCCGCUUCUCCUCCUUCCCGGCCAACGGGACCGACCUCUUCGAGGAGCUCCACAAGGGCGGCGCCAUCCUCCCCACCGGGACGCCCAGGUCAGGACCACGGAGGGACCCAGGGAGGGAUGGACCUCUGCCGGGAGGGGUCGCGCCGAAGCCUGGACCGGCUUCUCGACACCGGAUUGUACACCGGGGAGAUCACCGAGUUCGUGGGAGCGCCCGGGUCGGGGAAGACCCAGACGUGCCUGGAAAUUGCAGCGCACACGGCCCUGGUCUUGAAGCAAGCGGUGCUCUACGUGGACUCCUCGGGGGGCUUCUCGGCGGCCCGCCUGCUCCAGAUUUUGGGCCGCAUGACCGCCAGCCAAGAGGAGCAGACAGAGGCCCUGCGCCGGGUCCACGUCAUGCGUGUCUUCGAGGCCUACAAGAUGCUGGACGUCCUGCAGGACCUUCGGAGCAGCCUGGCCCAGCAGGCCCUGAGUGGCGGUGGUGGGUCGGCCAAGGUGCUGGUUCUGGAUUCGGCCUGGGCGCUCCUCUCCCCGGUCCUGGGGGGCCGGUCGCCCGAUGGCCUGGCCCUCAUGAGCCACUUGGCCUUGGAGAUGAAGACCCUGGCCAAGGACUUCGGGGUGGCCCUGGUGCUGACCAACGCCGUGACCAGAGACCCGUCCGGCGGCCGUCCGAGGGCUGCCCUGGGCCGCUCCUGGGCCUCUGUGCCCCACACGCGGGUCCUGCUGGAAAAGGACGGGCCGGGAAACGGCCGGAGGGGCCGGAGGGCCUCCUUGGUGAAGUCUCCUCGACAGGUUUUGGAUUUGCCUGUGAUGAAAGCCCAAGGUUUGAGAAGUAAUAGAAAUAUUGUAAAAAUUGUUUUAAUAAUCUGUACACAUAAUAAAAGUGAAAAUAGGUAAACAAAAAUAAAGUUAUUAUUACUGAUUAUUAUUAUUAUUAAAGUUAUUGUUGUAUUGUUAUAUAUAUGAUAUAUAACAUAUAACAUAAUAUACUAUAUUAUAUGUUAUUAUAUAUAUAUAUAUAUAUAUAUAUAUAUAUAUAUAUAUAUAUGAAUGAUAUAUAUGGUAUUGUUAUAUAUAUGAAUGAGGUUUUGGAUUUGCCUGCGAUGAAAGCCCAAGGUUUGAGAAAUAAUAGAAAUAUUGUAAAAAUGGUUUUAAUCAUCUGUACACAUAAUAAGUGAAAAUAUGUAUACAAAAAUAAAGUUAUUAUUACUGUUAUUAUUAUUAAAAUUAUUGUUGUAUUGUUGUUAUUAUUAUGUUGAUGGGGAAAGUUUGAGAAGUAACAUAAAUAUUGUAAAAAUUGUUUUAAUAAUCUAUACACAUAAUAAAAGUGAAAAUAGGUAUAAAAAAAUAAAGUUAUUACUGUUAUUAUUAUUAUUAAAGUUAUUAUUACUGUUAGUAUUAUGAUUAAAGUUAUUAUUACUGUUAUGAUUAAAGUUAUUGUAUCGUUAUUAUUAUUAUUAUCAUUAUGUGGAUGGGGAAAGUUUGAGAAUAGAAAUAUUGUAAAAAUUGUUUUAAUAAUCUAUACACAUAAUAAAAGUGAAAGUAUUUUUGUAAUAAAAGUGAAAAUAUGUAUACAAAAAUAAAAUUAUUAUUAUUAUUACUGUUAUUAUUAUUAUGUGGAUGGGGAAAGUUUGAGAAGUAAUAGAAAUAUUGUAAAUAUUGUUUUAAUAAUCUAUACACAUAAUAAAAGUGAAAAUAUGUAUUACAAUUAUUAUUAUUACUGUUAUUAUUAUUAUGUGGAUGGGGAUAAUUUGAGAAGUAAUAUAAAUAUUGUAAAAAUUGUUUUCAUAAGUUAUUAUUACUAUUAUUAUUAUUAUUAUUAUUAUUAAAGUUAUUGUUGUAUUGGUUUGAGAAGUGAUAGAAAUAUUGUAAAAAUUGUUUUAAUAAUCUAUACACAUAAUAAAAGUGAAAAUAUGUAUACAAAAAUAAAAUUAUUACUGUUAUUAUUAUUAUUAUUAUUAUUAUUAUUAUUAUUAUUAUUAUUAUUAUUAUUAUUAUUAUUAUGUGGAUGGGGAAAGUUUGAGAAGUAAUAGAAAUAUUGUAAAAAUUGUUUUCAUAAGUUAUUAUUACUAUUAUUAUUAUUAAAGUUAUUGUUGUAUUGGUUUGGGAGGUGAUAGAAAUAUGGUAAAAAUUGUUUUCAUAAUCUAUACACAUAAUAAAAGUGAAAAUAUGUAUACAAAAAUAAAGUUAUUAUUAUUA